AUGUAUUGUCUUGUCUUGAACAAAGAGCCACCUAAAGCCAGAUCUGGGCAGGGUGGAUUUAAGCUUUGGGCAGGGCCACUGCCAAGACGCAGUGCUAAGUGCAACGUCACAUCUGAAAUACGAGCUGCCUCCACCAUCAGAGCUGUUCACAACAAUGGAAACUUCCAGAGCCCGCGGGUCAAGUGGUUGGUAUUCGUGGCUCAGUCUUUCGAUCCAUGGAACCCCCAAAACCUAAAGUAUGCCGGUCGAGAGAAGCACGCUGACGUCAAGAAAUGUGUCAUUUCACUCUUGGCUUCACGUGUCACCACACCUGAUCAUCAAAUCAUCAAGUCCAUCAAAUCAUCAAAUCCACAAGCCACUCGCUCAGUAACAAGCCAACUGCCGUUCAACACCACCUCCCUCUAUUCAUCACGCGACUCAAUACGAGGCAACAGCACCAGCUCUGUACUCGAACCACCCCCAAACAUCAACGCUACCCACGCAUCAAACCAUGUUCUCCGGGUCGCGACGUUCAGCCAGUCCCCGCCCCUCGGCGCAACAAAACACCCCCCUCCUGCGCGCCCUCUUCGUCGCGGAGGAAGAAAGCAAGGUUGGGCCCUACACGCGCCGGCCCAGUUUCAGUCCUACUAG
Messenger RNA from Drepanopeziza brunnea f. sp. 'multigermtubi' MB_m1, 630 nucleotides. NCBI's taxonomy places the organism in Eukaryota, Fungi, Ascomycota, Leotiomycetes, Helotiales, Drepanopezizaceae. The record is from RefSeq and is a predicted model, not a curated record.